This is a messenger RNA of Lolium perenne, 3070 nucleotides long. Its product is annotated as glutamate receptor 2.8. The record is from RefSeq and is a predicted model, not a curated record. Gene Ontology annotation, molecular function: ligand-gated monoatomic ion channel activity. Gene Ontology annotation, cellular component: membrane. NCBI's taxonomy places the organism in Eukaryota, Viridiplantae, Streptophyta, Magnoliopsida, Poales, Poaceae.
UGGUUGACUGCUCUGGUCUCUCCCGAACCUCCUCUCCCAAUGGCUGGGGACGCGCGCCUUGUGUUCGUCCUGAUCGGCUUCGCGGCCUGCUCCCUCGUCGCGACGUCGCGGGCGCAGCCGGCGGAGGUGAAGGUGGGGCUCAUCAUCGACGCCGACUCGCCAGUGGGCAAGAUCGCAACAACCACCAUCCCCAUGGCCCUCGAGGAUUUCUACGCCGCCUUCCCCAACUCCACCGCUCGGGUUAAGAUCCUGCAGUACAAUUCCAGUGCAGACGUCGUCAUCGCCGCGUCCGCCGCGUUGCAGCUGAUGACGACGCAGGGAGCCCGUGCUAUCCUCGGCCCGCAGUCGUCGGUCGAGUCGGCGUUCGUCGCCGACCUCGCCACCCACGCCGAGGUCCCCGUGGUGUCCUUCUCCGCCACGAGCCCCUCCGUGUCUCCCACCGCGGCGCGCUUCUUCUCCCGCGCCGCGCACAGCGACGCUGACCAGGCCGGCGCCAUCGCGGCGCUCGCCACGCUCUUCGGCUGGCGCCGCGUGGUGCCCAUCUACCAGGACGACGACUACGGCGUGGCGUUCCUCCCCUUCUUGGUGGACGCCCUCGCGUCCGCGCGCGCCGAGGUCCCCUACCGCUGCGCGCUCUCGGCGGCCGCGUCCCCGGACGCCGUGGCUGCCGAGCUGUACCGCCUGGAGUCCGAGCAGACCCGCGUGUUCGUGCUUCACACGCGCCACCAGCUCGCGCGCCGUGUGUUCGCCGCCGCCCUCAAGGCCGGCAUGAUAGGGGAAGGCUACGUGUGGGUCAUCACCGACGGGCUCACGGGCCUCCUCGGCUCAGUCCAGCCGCCUCAGGGUGUCAUCGGGCUUGCGCCGUACGUGCCUACCACGCCACGGCUGCGGGACGUCAAGAAGCGGUGGGCACACCGGUACAUGCGCGACCACCCGGAUGGCGAGCUCUCGCACGCCAUUAUAGGCUGCUACGCCGUCUGGGCCUACGACGCCGCGUGGGCCGUGGCCUCGGCGGCAGAGCGACUCAGCGCCACCGAGUUAUCGUCGCCACCCGGGCUGGUAGGAGGCACGGACGGCGACAAUGACAUCUCGGGGCUCGGCAAGUCUAGAUCAGGCAAAAGCUUCCUCCGAGCUCUCAGCGACACCAAAUUCGAGGGUCUCGGCGGCAUGUUCGAGCUCGUCGACGGCGAGCUUGUAGUACCGGCCUACCGCGUGUUAAACAUCGUAGAAGGCGGAAGGGAGAGAGGCAUCGGGUUCUGGUCACCACGGUUCGGGCUUAGCCGGCACAUCAGCCGCCGUUCCGACAUCCCGGGCGGCGAGCUCGCGCCGGUGAUCUGGCCCGGAGAGUCGGCGGUGCAGCCAAGUGGGUGGGUGCAGCCAACGAGCGCGAGAAAGCUGCGGGUGGCAGUGCCGGGGUAUGUCUCGGCGAGCUACCGUGCGAUCGUGCACCUUGACGUGGACUCCGUCACCAACCAGACGACGGCCGGCGGGUUCGUCAUCGACGUGUUCGAGGCUGCAGUGCGGCUGCUGCCCUACGCGCUGCCGUUCGAGUACGUCAAGGCCAAGUCUCAGCCCUACGACACGCUAGUCCACGCGGUUCAAAAUGGGACGUUCGACGCGGCGGUGGCAGACAUGACCAUCACGGAGAAGCGAGCGAAGCAUGUGGACUUCACGUUGCCUUACAUGGCGACAGACAUCGCCAUGGUUGUGCCGCUGCUCGACCAGCGGAGCAGCAAGUUGACGUGGUUUUUUUUUCUGAAGCCGGUCUGCUACGAUCUCUGGCUUGUCAGCGGGGCCUUAUUCUUCCUUAUUAGCUUUGUUGUCUGGGCUAUCGAGCACAGCCACAACAGGGAUUUCGGCGCCGAAGUGGAGCUCACGCCGUCCAAUCAGGGCAAGCUCACACCCAACCAAGCUGGCACAAAAGGCAAGCUGACGCUGUCCAACCAAGUCGGCACCAGCCUCUACUUCGGCUUCUCCACCCUCGUCUUCGCCCACAGGGAGAACCUCAAGAGCAACCUGUCGAGGAUCGUGGUGGUGGUGUGGGUGUUCGUGGUGCUCAUCCUGCAGUCCAGCUACACGGCGACCCUCACGUCCAUGCUCACGGUGCCGCAGGUGGAGCUGGCCAUUGCCGACUAUAGCGCGCUGCUUCGGGGCACGGAGAAGGUCGGGAUCAUGAACAAUUCCUUCACGGGCCAGGCCCUGAAGCAGUCGGGAUUCCCGCAGGACAGGAUCGUGCGGUACCCGAACGCGCGGAGCUUCCUUGAUGCGCUGCUCAACGGCAGCAUUGGCGCCAUCGUCAACGAGACGCCCUACUUCCAGAUGUUCCUCACUACCUACAGCGAUAACUUCAGCAUGACCGACCAGCGCAACAUGACUGGCGGCUUCGGCUUCGCGUUUCCCAAGGGGUCACCGUACGUGACGGACCUGUCGCAGGCGAUCCUCAAGCUCACCGAGAGCAACGAGAUCGCCAGGAUCCAGCGCAAGUGGUUUGGGGACCCUGGCAAUGGCGAUUCGCCGUUCAGGUCCAGAAGCCUCAGCUUAUACACCUUCCGGGGUCUGUUCCUCAUCACCGGCCUCAUCUCGCUCGCAUGCUUCGUCUUUCAGCUGAUGUUCAACUUCCGGCAGACCAUCGACCAGCUGAUCUUCAAGUUCCGGCAGCACAUCGUCCAGAUGAUCUUCAAAUUCCGGCAGCCCAUCCAAGAGAUCAUGUUGCCCCCUUCUUCCCCUCUUGAGGAGCACAGCGUGAUCGACGUGGCCGGCAGCCCGGACAGCGCACCGCACACGAGCGAGUGGUCAGGGACACUCGAGAUGGCAAUCCCUCCAGCCGAUGAGAUUGAGCCAGCUGCCAGCGAUCAGACAGCGGAGGUAGCUCCUGCUCGUCAACCUGACAGCUCUGAAGAGAAUCACAGAGAGGCCAGUAACUAAUCAAUUCCGUUCUAAGCUAUCUUGUAGUAGAACGACAACUAUUGUUCGUAUACGUUCGUGUCAUCAGGGGAUUGAGAUGACGAUGAACAGAUAAUAAUCUGGAAUGUCUUUUUUUUUCGCGGACACGCGAUCGGCGUGCCGAAUC